AUGGGCGACAGUGACCUUGAAAUUAUUGCUUCCCUGUUGCCCUUGCCGCAAUGGACCCAAACGCCUGAGGAAAUAUUGGCUGAGGCUCGGAAGAUAAUCGCCAGUGACGUAGCCUUCUAUGACAAAAUAGCGGCCGUUCAGGACCCGACUGUGGAGAAUGUUUUGCAACCUACCAUCGAGGACGAGAAUUCUUCGUAUUUGGCCUCCAACAAACUCACUUUUUACCAGUAUGUGUUUCCAGAUAAGGCGGUGAGGGACGCCUCAACGGAAGCGGAGAACUUGUUGGACCAAAGCGCCAUUGAGCAGAAUUUGAGGGUUGACGUAUUUAAGGUGUACAAUGAAUUGUGGGAGAAGAUUAAAGGCACGAAUGCUACAGACCCAGAGUCUAUGAAAUUUUUGGAGAAAACUGUGAAGAAUUUCAAGAGAAACGGGUUGGCUUUGCCAGAGGAGAAGCGGGACCAGGUCAAGAAGCUUAAGAUGCGUUUGGCUGACUUGCAAACCCAAUUUGCUAAGAAUUCGAAUGAGGAGAAUGGGCGCUUGACGUUUACUUUGGAAGAACUUGCUGGCGUUCCAGAAUCUGUCAUCGACCAGUUUGAGAAGGUUACCGAAGAUGGCCAGGAAAAGUACCGGGUUACAUUUAAGUAUCCUGACAUAUUACCCGUUUUGAAAUAUGCCAAGGAGGAGGCAACUAGAAAGACUGCUUACAUCGAGAACCAGAAUAAAGUGCCGGAGAAUGUCCCGAUCUUGAACGAGAUAGUCGACAUUAGAUUCAAGCUCGCAAAGCUUUUGAACUAUGAAACCUACUCUGACUUCGUGCUCGAGGAGAGGUUGGCCAAAACGCCCAGAAACGUCCUUUCAUUCUUGGAAGACCUCAAGGGUAAGCUUACUCCGGUGGGCAAUAGAGAGUUGCAAAAAUUGAAGGACCUCAAAAAACAGUACUUGUUGAAGGCAGGCCUUCCAGAGCAAGAUGAAUACUUUGCCUGGGAUCAUGCCUUCUACAGCAAUUUACUCUUGGAGCAGGAGCAUCAGGUGGACCACCAGAAAAUAUCCGAGUUCUUCCCAUUGGACAGGACCAUUUCGAAAAUGCUUGGUUUUUACGAAAAGUUGUUCGAUGUGAAGUUUGUUAGUGUCAAUAACACUGACUCUCUGUCUGUAUGGCACCCAGAUGUACGCAAAUACGCCUUAUUUUCCAACAUUGAACACGGUGAGCCUAAGAAUGAGUUCAGAGGGUGGAUCUUCUUUGAUCUUCACCCAAGAGACGGCAAAUACACUCAUGCCGCCAAGUUUGAACUCAAUCCCGGCUUUGAAAAGCCUGAUGGAUCUCGCCAAACUCCAUUCUGCGCCUUGGUGUGCAAUUUCACCAAACCUAAGAAGGAGAAGCCUUCGUUAUUGAGGCACAGCGAGGUGACCACCUUCUUCCACGAGCUCGGCCACGACUUUGUGGAAUGUCCCUCGCAGAUGUUGGAGUUUUGGACUUGGUCCCCCAAUGAACUUAGAGAGUUGUCUUCUCAUUACGAGACAGGUCAGCCACUCACUGAGGAGUUGCUCGAAAACUUGAUAAAAUCGAAGCGUGUGAACACGGGGUUGGCUAACUUGCGUCAGCUCCAUUUCGCUCUUUUUGACAUGCAUCUCCACACAAUUGCAGAUGAGCAGGGCCUUGCUGCAGUUGAUUUCGACAAGUUGUGGAACGAGUUACGUGAAGAAAUCACUUUGAUUGGUAAUGGUGGUUUGACGACAAGAGGCUACGGUACCUUCGGACACAUUGCCGGUGGUUAUGAAAGUGGUUACUACGGAUACUUGUACUCCCAGGUGUUUGCGACCGACAUCUACUACACUCAUUUCAAAGAGGAUCCCAUGAAUGUCGAGAGAGGCUUGAAGUACCGCGACACUAUCUUGAAGAAUGGAGGUUCGAAGGAAGUGUUGGAUAUCUUGAAAGAGUUGCUUGGCAGGGAGCCUAACGCUAAGGCUUUUACCAUGGAAUUGUUGGGCAGUGUCUAA
Candidozyma duobushaemuli is the source of this 1998-nucleotide messenger RNA. RefSeq names its product M3 family metallopeptidase. Gene Ontology annotation, biological process: proteolysis; peptide metabolic process. The record is from RefSeq and is a predicted model, not a curated record. Gene Ontology annotation, molecular function: metalloendopeptidase activity. Bases 1 to 1998 code for a protein of 665 amino acids. The transcript is spliced from 2 exons. Lineage: Eukaryota; Fungi; Ascomycota; Pichiomycetes; Serinales; Metschnikowiaceae. Gene Ontology annotation, cellular component: mitochondrial intermembrane space.